GUUAACGUUUUGUUGUUUCACGACCUCGCAAGGUCCUCUACUUCUGAUCUUUUGGUUAACGUUUGUUUUUUUGGUGAAUGAGUGAAAAGCCUCCUAGUAUUGCCGGCGCUAACUGCAAUGGCCAUCGUGGCAAGGGGAUUUCCUGGGCUCACCUUCGGCACCACGCCGUGGUCUGCUACGGACAGCACGAAGAGGACCCCGGCUAAGGAGAGCGGACUUGCUCGAUGCUGGCAAUCUUUCGAUUUUUCUGACAGCUCCAAAGUUACUCCAACGAUUAAGGAAGAGGUCAGACGGCACGGCUUUCCGCAAUCCAUCCGCGCGGACGCCUACUUCUUCCUUUCGGGAGGGUCUAUCCUUCAGAGACAGUAUCCGCCCGGUGCGUAUAACGCGCUGGCAGCAAGCACCUCCAACCUCAGCGACGACGCCAUCUACAGCGUUGAGGAUGACGUUGGGAACGCCCGCGUGUUGUUCAAGGACACGCGACUCUUUUCCACAGCGAAGGGUGCAGAAGUACUCUCUCGCAUCAUCUUCGCAUAUAUUCAGCACAACCCAGCAUGCGGCUACUUCAAAGGCUUGGCGAGUAUCGCGGCUCUCCUCCUGACGGCUUUCGGAAAGGAGCGCGAAGAGCAGGCCUUUUGGACUUUAGUGGCCUUGUUGGAGCGCCGCCUUUUCCCCUCGACGAACGGUCAGGUCCCCGCCGGAGCACGGACCGAUGUUCAGGUGCUGCAGCUCCUCCUGGCGCAGAAGCUGCCGGCGCUGGUGACGCUUUUGACCAAAUUUGGUGCUGACGCGAUGGAUACGUUUUGCUACACCUGGUUCUCAACGGCCUUUACACGUGUACUGCCCUAUGAGGUGGUGUUGCGAAUUUGGGACUGCGUUGUUGUGGAGGGCCCGAAGGUGUCGCUGCGAGUAGCCAUGGCGCUCAUUAAGAUGUGCUCCAGCAGCGUUCAGAGCUGCACAAAUAUCGAGGUGUUGUGUCGCGUUGUCGAGUCACGCCUCUCACGCUUCCAAGAUGCGAAUGCACUGUUGUCGGUGGCAUUUAGGGGCCUGGGCAGUCUCAGUAGCACAGCCGUCGAUGCGGCACGCACUCGCGCCUCUGCGUCUUUGCAGCGCUCGCACUCGGCACAUCCAACGCCGUUAUCUGCAGGCGCUAGCAGCAAUGCAAUGUGCUCAUUGAGCACCAGCAGCGGUGGCAGCAGCAACAGCAGCAGCAGGACCCUACUUAAGCAAGUGUCGAUAUGGCCAUCACCCAAGACGUCUGGGAUUCUUAGCACUGCCUGACGUGGAGUUCAGAGUGGUGGUGUGGCAUGUCUAGGAGUCAGGAAUGGACAGACCGCAGGGCCCUUUGUCGCUCGGUAAUCGUGACAUGGCAUGGGUUCCUCCCGCAUUGGCGCAUGGGCUGUACUUAAUCACACGCCUACAUUACCGCCGCCCAAUGCCGGUUCGGGGCUGAUCAUAUUAUGGCUUGGCUUGCGGUUGUGAACUGGUCCGAGUAUAUUUGUUCUUACUCGUUAUCGCGAUGGGGGAGCUUUGGUUGCAUGGAAGUAAAAGGUCCAUGCUGAGUAGUGGCAACCCCAAGAAAGGAGAUAGAUACAUUUCAUGAUUAAUUUUGUGGGGAAAUGACAAAAUUUAUUUGACUUUGCAGAAUUGCGGUCAUGGCAGUUAGGAGUUUCAAUGAAAAUACAGUUAGUCGCAUAAUGCCCAUCGCAUAAUGCGCCUAGGCACGGUCGAUUGGUUUAUCAAUCAUCGGUAUGGUGGGAUUGCGGCCGGACCUCUGCAGGUCCAGAAGCCGGUUUGCAAAUUUCGACCGCGAGGAAAAGGAAGCGUUAUUGGAUAGGUUUGUCUUCGUUCCUCAUCUGGCUCUGGAUGACGACAAAGCCUGGGCAGGAAUGCAGCAGCGAAGGACCUUGCCAUAGAUGCUGGAGCUCCAAGACUUGUUGGAACCACCCAAUCUCCCACACCCAAUGAAGGCGCCCGCUGACCGAUAAUUCUUUUUAAUGAUUGCGAGCAGAG
Messenger RNA from Volvox carteri f. nagariensis, 2013 nucleotides. RefSeq lists its product as uncharacterized. Lineage: Eukaryota; Viridiplantae; Chlorophyta; Chlorophyceae; Chlamydomonadales; Volvocaceae. The transcript is spliced from 5 exons. The record is from RefSeq and is a predicted model, not a curated record. The coding region runs from base 118 to 1281 and encodes 387 amino acids.